AUGUCUUUAUCUUCGGAAGAAAAUUCAAAGUAUUCCAUAAUCAUUGACAGAAUCCUCAAAGAGGGUGAUCUCAGUACUAUCUCCGCCAAACAGAUUCGUAAAGAUCUUCAAGCGGGAUUGGGUUUUGACCUCUCCCACCAAAAGGAUGCUGUGAAAGCUUUAAUCCUGGAACGAUUUGACGAAGUCUCAAAGCACACUCGGGGUGCAUCUGCAUCCCCACCCGCGACCAAUGGACACAUUAAAAACAAAUACGUCAAAGAUGAAGAAUCGCAGAGUCCCUCGCCGAAGCUGGAAAUCGAUGGUUCUGGGGAAGAUGAAAAGCCAAAGGUGAAGCGACAGAAACAGGAUGAUGACGCGAAGCUAGCGGCUCUACUACAAGCACAGGAAAAUAGCAGGACAAGGUCAACCAGAGGGGGUGGGGCUAAGCGAAGUGCGGGCGUUAAGAAGAGCAAGAGUACACCAAAGAAAAAGAAGUCUACCGCAAAGGUCAAGGCGGCAGAUGAUAGUGAUAUGGAAUUAGGUUCAGAUGGUGAGCCCAAAGAGGUCGUCAAAAAGGGCGGAUUCCAUAAGCAAUACCAUCUGUCGACUGCUUUGGCAGAUCUAGUGGGGGAGCCAACAUUAUCACGGCCGCAAGUUGUCAAGAAAAUUUGGCAACAUAUCAAAGGUCACGACCUUCAAGAUCCCAGCGAUAAACGUCAAAUUAUAUGCGAUGAUAAAAUGCAAUUGGUUUUCAAGAUAGAGAAAGUUCAUAUGUUUACCAUGAAUAAGCUUCUUGGAAAACAGUUGUACCCAAUUGAGGAAGAAUAG
Molecule: messenger RNA, 807 nt
Organism: Sclerotinia borealis F-4128
Lineage: Eukaryota; Fungi; Ascomycota; Leotiomycetes; Helotiales; Sclerotiniaceae
Source: the annotation of a GenBank genome assembly